AUGUCGCACGUCGAACAGAUCCGUACCGUCGAGCGUGUGCCAGGACACGACAACUAUUACGAGAAAGACGGCCUACGCACCUACGGUGACGGAAUCGACCAUGACCAUGAGCCGAAGAUGUCGUUCCCUCGUGCAAUGAGUUUGCUAGCCAUGGCUUUCCUUUGGACCGGCUCGCAAAUCCCGGUCUAUCUCUUUGGCGGCGUGCCACCAUACAUCUACGGUGAACUCGGUGGGUCAGACCGCUGGAUCUGGUUCGUGCUCGCAAACUUGCUGUCGCUGGCCGCCGUAUGUCCGUUUGUUGGCUCCAUCUCCGACCUCAUUGGCCGUCGAUAUGUGGCUAUUAUCGGUGCCGUCUUCAUCUGCAUCGGCAUGAUCAUUUGCAGUACCGCACACACCAUGAAUACCUUCAUCUGCGGCAUGGUCUUUGCUGGAGUUGGCGCUGGCAUCAACGAGCUGACCGCACUCGCCGUGACUUCCGAGCUGGCUCCAACCGCGAAGCGUGGCAAAUACGUCGCCAUCCUCAUCUUCACCAUCAUCCCCUUCUGCCCAUCGGUUUUGUACGGUCAGCUAAUCGCGUACUACUCGAGCUGGCGCUGGAUUGGUCUUAUCUGCGGCCUCUGGGCCUUCAUUGGCCUAGUGCUGACGGCAGUCUUCUACUUUCCUCCGCCGCGAGUAAACAGCCAAGGUCUUAGUCGCAAGGAGGUGCUCGCUCAGAUUGACUACGUUGGCGGGAUUCUCAGCGUCGCUGGCAUGCUCCUCUUCAUGAUGGGUAUGCAAUGGGGUGGCUACCAAUACCCCUGGAAGAGCGCCCACGUCCUCGUCCCGCUCAUCCUGGGCAUUGCCCUCCUUGUUGCAUUCUUCCUGUGGGAGGCCUAUGGCGCGAAGUACCCAAUGUUUCCUAAGCGUCUGCGACAAGAUCCUCGCAUCCUCAGCCUGACGCUCGUCAUCACCUUCAUCUCCGGCGCAAACUUCUUCUCUAUUCUGAUGUUCUGGCCGACUCAAGCCUUCAACGUCUACGGCCAUGAUCCAAUCGGUGUUGGUGUUCGUGGUAUCCCGGUUGGCUUCUCAAUCCUGGCGGGCGCUUGCAUCGUCCUCUGGCUGCUGUCUAUGUUGCGUGGCCAUAACCGCGAAUUGCUGAUCGUGUCGAGCAUUCUGAUGACAGCCGGAUGCGGUGCGCUUUCCAUUGGUCGCGUGGACAACCUUUACCAGCUCUGGGGUCUCCUCGUUGUCGCGGGCUUAGGUAUUGGCGGCAUCGUUGUGCCAGCAUCGAUCAUCACCACGAUCAUCUGCCCUGACGACCUCAUCGCCACCAUCGCGGCCCUCACCCUUGCCAUCCGCGUCAUUGGCGGCUCAAUCGGCUACUGUGUCUACUACAACGUCUUCAUCAACAAGUUCGUCCCAGCAGCGAUCUACUACAUCGGCGGCACCAUGUCGCUCAAGCUCAACAUCACGAACCCAGAAAUCAUCGCCGAGGCCAUCGGAAUCACGGGCACCUCGCUCCUCCCCCUUCUCGAAGAGCUCCCGGGUAUCAAAGGCCACCCGGCCGCGUAUGCGGCGGUUGUAUAUGCCGGUCAGCUGGCGUACGCCGAGGCGUACAAGUGGGUGUACUAUGUCAGUAUCGCUUUCGGAGCCGUCAGCAUUAUUGCGGCGUGCUGCUUGGGUGACAUUCAGAAGUACAUGGACGACCAUGUCGCUGUCGUCAUGUGA
This is a messenger RNA of Baudoinia panamericana UAMH 10762, 1707 nucleotides long. RefSeq lists its product as uncharacterized. The transcript has 5 exons. Bases 1 to 1707 code for a protein of 568 amino acids. Gene Ontology annotation, biological process: transmembrane transport. NCBI's taxonomy places the organism in Eukaryota, Fungi, Ascomycota, Dothideomycetes, Mycosphaerellales, Teratosphaeriaceae. The record is from RefSeq and is a predicted model, not a curated record. Gene Ontology annotation, molecular function: transmembrane transporter activity.